CUGCAAUAAAAAGAGUUCAAUGUUUAUCAAUUGUUAAGUAAAUGUCAAAUAUUAACACAAGUCGUAGAUUGGCAUAUAGUCUAUUUACCGAUAAAAAGGAAAUAUGUAUAUUUGUUAAAAAGUCGCGUGCGUAUCGUGUUGGUGUUAUUUUGCGUGUAUUGCUUGCGUGCUAUUGCCUAUAAACAACACUGGCAUCACACUGCUUUAGUGAGGCAGCGCGGUAUAUUCAUGUUUCCCAGAUGCGGCCACACUGCAUAGAAUAUAUAAACAAAUAGAACCAUUGCGUAAAAAAUGCUAGUGCGCGCGUGAAUCAUCGUUAUUACCAAUAUUAACACAUGUGUCAGGCGCGCCAACAAUAACGUCAACAGCAACAGCUGAGUACAAAUAACUAUGUCGACAGACGUAGCCGCGGAUCCGCUGAAAUGUGCAGCGGAAUGCGCCCAACUGCUGGAAUUCAAGGAGUUUCUGGCCUCAACAGCCGCCAGCAGCGAACUGACCUCUGGCAAUGAACUCACGCGCAAUGGAAAUUGUGUAACGCGCAGCAGCAAUGACACUUACAAAGUGAGCGCCGACGAAAAGCGCGCCGAAAUCAUAUCAGCCAUUUGGAAGCAGCUUGCUGCAAGAGGAUGCCCGCGCGCAUUUCAGCUCAAGCUGCUGCACGCGGCCACGGCGCAACUGGAACAGGAUAUCAGCCAUGCCAAGGAGCUGGAGCUGACGGAACUGGAUGCCAGUGAGCCGCCGCAAUAUGAUCUAUUGAAAUUGCAAAAGUUUGUCAGCAAUCAGCUGGACAAGCUGCUGCUCAAGUUGACCGACAAUGCGGCCAUGGAAAAGCUACAGCUGUAUGCCGACGACGAGGCUCUGUGCGAGCAGCCUAUGUGCUGUACCUGCGCCAGUGUCCCUGCUGCGCCGGCAUACAGUGCAGCCGCUGUUAAGAAUAAGCCGCGCAAAAUGGAGGAUCGUCAUGUGUGCCUGGAACGCUAUGGGGCCAUGUAUCAGCUGAGCGAGCACAGCGACAGUCGUUUCUUUGGCGUCUUUGAUGGCCAUUCCGGCGCAUUGUCCGCCUGCUAUGCAACCAGCCAAUUGCCACAGCUGUUGGCGGCGCAGCUGCAGCGUACCCGAUUGCCCGACGAGAGCGACGUGGACUACUAUCGCAAUGCGUUCGAGACGGCUUUCCUGCUGGCCGACGAACGUUUCGCGCGUAAACGCAUCACCAGCGGCACCACCGCCGUCUGUGCGCUGAUCAACAGCGAUCAGCAGCAGCUGUAUGUCGCCUGGGUGGGCGACUCCAAGGCCUUGCUGGUGGGCAAACGCACCCAACUGCAGCUGGUGAAGCCGCACAAACCGGAGACGGUCGAUGAAAGGCGACGCAUAGAACUGAGCGGCGGCAGCGUCAUCCAUGCCCAGGGCCAAUGGCGUGUCAAUGGCAUACUGAAUGUGGGUCGUUCCAUUGGCGACUACAGCCUCGAAGCGGUCAUUGCGGAGCCCGAUUUUGUGGAUGUGCAGCUGACUGAAGCACAUGAUUUUCUGGUGCUCGGCAGCGACGGUCUGUGGGAUCAUGUGCCCGAAUCGUUCGUUGUGGACACUGUCUACGAGUGCCUGGCGGAGGCGACAACCAAAUUAGAAGACAUUCCCAAACUGCUUGUGGAGGCUGCCAAGGAGCGCGACUCACAGGAUAACAUAACCGUUGUCCUGGUGCUGCUCAAGACGCGCGAACAGAUCAAUCAACGUUAAGCCAAUCGAUUGCGUUUUUUUUUUUUAAACUAUUUUAAUUGUUAUUCUGCAUUUGUUGUCUGUUUUUCCAUAUAUUUUAUUUGUAUUUUCGACGUGUAAAUAGCUUUAAGCCCGCCCAUUUUUCGAUUCGAUACACACAUACGCAUGUGCCUCCGGCAGCCACGCCCCCCUAGGUUGUUGCCACUCGAAUAAGCUCAAACACAAAUAUUUUUUGCACGCCCCGAUUAUAUAGUAUAUAUAUACAUGCAUUUUACAAGCGCAUAUACACAUAUUUACAUACGAACACAAAAUAGUUAACAUUGUUUUGGCCGCUUUAAUAGCUCGCAGUGCUUCCAACCGCGAUUAGCAUGCUGUACAUAAGGCAUAUAUAUAAUAAUAUAUAUAUAUAUAUAUAUAUAUAACUUUUUAACCUGCCCAGUUGACAAGCCAAAGCGCAUCCAACGAACCGCUCGAUUUUACGAGUCAUUUUUGAAUCAAUCACGUAACUAGUGCAAAUAUUAUCAGAAACAUUGAGAACUAAAAUUGGAAAUUUUUAAAUAAUUGAAUUUGAAUAUCAUUCAAUUCGAUCCCUUGCCAAACUUGAUUAGAUAUAAGCCCAAAAAAAAAAUCUAUAACUCUGUAACUUUAAAUAAGACACAGCAGUCGCUCGAAAACUUAAACCAAAUUAUAAUUUUGAAUUUUAUGAAGUUUUGUAAAUCCGAAAAAGAGACGCUUACUGAUUUCUAUAAAACAA
Messenger RNA from Drosophila virilis, 2464 nucleotides. Its product is annotated as protein phosphatase 1F. The record is from RefSeq and is a predicted model, not a curated record. Gene Ontology annotation, biological process: peptidyl-threonine dephosphorylation. NCBI's taxonomy places the organism in Eukaryota, Metazoa, Arthropoda, Insecta, Diptera, Drosophilidae. Gene Ontology annotation, molecular function: protein serine/threonine phosphatase activity.